Messenger RNA from Prionailurus viverrinus (fishing cat), 939 nucleotides. Its product is annotated as olfactory receptor 6C3-like. The coding region runs from base 1 to 939 and encodes 312 amino acids. The record is from RefSeq and is a predicted model, not a curated record. NCBI's taxonomy places the organism in Eukaryota, Metazoa, Chordata, Mammalia, Carnivora, Felidae. Gene Ontology annotation, molecular function: olfactory receptor activity; G protein-coupled receptor activity. Gene Ontology annotation, cellular component: membrane. Gene Ontology annotation, biological process: G protein-coupled receptor signaling pathway. The transcript has a single exon.
AUGAGAAACCAUACAGUGAUUACAGAAUUUGUUCUCUUAGGCAUCUCAGAUGACCCAAAGCUUCAGAUUAUAAUUUUUAUCUUUCUGUUUAUGGCUUAUGUAUUAAGUGUCACCGGAAACCUAACCAUCAUCAUCCUCACCUUAACAGACUUUCAUCUCAAGACUCCUAUGUAUUACUUCCUGAGGAAUUUCUCCUUCUUAGAAAUUACAUUCACCAGUGUGUCUAUUCCCAGAUUUUUGGGGACAAUCAUUACUAAAGUCAAGACCAUUUCCUAUAACGAUUGUUUAGCUCAGCUAUUUUUCUUCAUCUUCAUGGGUGUGUCUGAGUUUUUUCUUCUCACUGCCAUGUCUUUUGAUCGCUACGUUGCCAUCUGCAGGCCUCUUCACUACACCACCAUCAUGAACAAGAAAAUCUGCACCCUACUGGUCUUUGGGUCAUGGCUGGGGGGAUUCCUUACCAUUUUCCCACCACUCAUGCUCAUCCUCCAGCUAGAUUUCUGUGCUGCCAAUGUAAUCGAUCAUUUCUCCUGUGACUAUUUCCCCAUUUUACAACUCUCGUGCUCAGAUACGUGGCUUUUAGAGAUGAUUGGCUUUUACUUUGCUUUUGUUACUCUGCUCUUCACAUUGGCAUUCGUGAUUCUUUCCUACAUGUGCAUUCUUAGCACCAUUCUGAGAAUCCCGUCCUCUACUCAGAGGAAAAAGGCUUUCUCCACAUGUUCCUCUCACUUGAUUGUCAUUUCCAUCUCUUAUGGGAGCUGUAUAUUCAUGUAUGUCAAGCCUUCAGCAAAAGAAAGAGCAUCACUGACCAAAGGGGUAGCUAUUCUCAACACCUCAAUUGCCCCUAUGUUGAACCCUUUUAUUUAUACCCUGAGGAACCAGCAAGUAAAACAAGCUUUCCAAAACUUGCUUCAUAAAGUAGUGUUUUCUAGAAACAAAUGA